CAGGGCGCAUGCAGCGGCAGAGGGGACGCAGGUGGGCAGGCAGAUAGCGCCAUCGCCAAGCUGGGCACUCAGCUAAAGGCACCUAGCAGCUCCAAGGGUAGAGGCGCUGGACAACCAACCCAAAACCGCAACUUCUGCUUGGAAUAGUUGGUUCGGUUGGUGAUGGGCACCCUUCUGAUCCCGGAUCUUGGGGAGCAUUGCUCAAGGGCCGACUGCGGGCAGGUGGACUUUCUACCGUUCAAAUGCGACGGAUGUUCAAAGGUCUUCUGCCUGGAACACCGCCUCUACGGAGCCCACUCCUGUCCGAAAGCCGGUGCCGGCGACGCGUCCGUUCUCUUGUGUCCAAUCUGCGCGAAGGCGGUCCGGAUCAUUCCCGGUGAAGAUUCAAAUGUGACGUGGGACCGGCACGCUUCGAGCGCUGGAUGCGAUCCUGCGAACUACGCGAAGGCGAAACGGAAGCCGCGGUGUCCGGUGGUGGGGUGCAGGGAGCAGCUCACGUUUUCGAACAAGGUGCAAUGCAAGGAGUGCCAACAAGUGGUCUGUCUAAGGCACCGCUUUGGCCCCGAGCACCUCUGCCCCGGAAAGCCCACCGCCGCCAAAACGGCCACCGCAUACGGAAAGAAGUUCCUGCAGAGCUUCAACAACACGUUCGGCACGUCGGCUGCUGCCUCCGCAGCUUCUUCCUCCAAACCCAACUCCUCAAAAUCGGGUUCGAACUCUAAACCGGCUGCAAACCCAAAACGCGUACCGCCAAAACAAGCAGCUGCGAUACCCAGCUCCCCUCAGAAUACGGUUCAGGGUAGUGCUUUCCGGAGGAUGCAAGGAGCCGGGGUCGCUGAACGGAGUAGUAACGGAAGCACGGGGGCCGAAGAAUGUCCGGUUUGCCAUUUCCGGUGUGACAAUGUGAACGAACUUAUUGCUCAUUCGGAAGCGGUACAUAGUCAGUCGGGGCAACCUGCGGGGCCUGACAUUUGUCCGAAGUGCCAGCGGGCGUUUCCGGACCCAGUGACGCUGAUCCGACACGUAGAGACGGAGCACUUUGGUAAUUCGAGGGAACAGUCGAGCAGCUCGGGCUUGGCCGGGUUCUUCAAACGGACGCUCGACUCGUUGAAACAGCUAUGAUCUUGACGCAUUCGUCAGCUACUCGAAGACGUUUCAAUGCAUUGCGACACCAUGCUUCUAGCUGACCGACAGAUCGAGACACAAGCUGUAUAGUAGAUAGUAGGUAGUCGUAUGCAGACCAAACGCCGGUUGAUUUACCAUGUACCAAAUUGAGCUAGCUGGCCAUUCUUUGUAAGGAUACGGUAGCCCCUUGCGUGCAGCUGCGCCAGAUUAUGAAACGCCUUGAGCCCAGACGGCAUAUUGACUGCAGCUAGGCGAGUGCCAUUACUUCGGAAGAUGGAAUACAGGAUUCACAUAUGUGCGAUUCCAAUUAUCGUCGG
Klebsormidium nitens is the source of this 1442-nucleotide messenger RNA. The record is from the annotation of a GenBank genome assembly. NCBI's taxonomy places the organism in Eukaryota, Viridiplantae, Streptophyta, Klebsormidiophyceae, Klebsormidiales, Klebsormidiaceae.